This is a messenger RNA of Dentiscutata heterogama, 2719 nucleotides long. Lineage: Eukaryota; Fungi; Glomeromycota; Glomeromycetes; Diversisporales; Gigasporaceae. The record is from the annotation of a GenBank genome assembly.
UUUGGAUAUAUUUUAUGAAUAUCCAUUGUUGGAAGUUGUACGUCCAAUACAAGAAUUGACAUUUUUAGAUUCGAGUCAACCCUUAAUGGAAUUACCUAAAAACGAUAUGUUGCAUUAUGAAGAAUUAGUUAAUAUACUUGAAACAUUAGAAAUUAGAUUUACUGAUCGUUCUUGGGAUGAAAAAUUAAGUGACUAUAUCUAUAAAUGGACACCUGAAUCCGUUUUAAAAUCAUUUUAUAUUGCAAAUCAAAAUGGCAAAAGUUUUAACUUUUUAAAUAAUAAAUUUCAUGCAAAGGUUUUGAGAAAGUUUAUUAUUGAGAAUUGGAACAAUUUUAGUUUAAACAAUGGAACAUUAGUUAAAGAUGAAUUUAAAGACAUUCUACGUAAGUUACCAAUUUGGCCUACUUUAUGUGGACAACAAUUCGCGAGUCCAGUUAAUGGAUUCCUUCCUCCAGAUGGUAUUGAAAUAAAUUCAAAAAACCAUCCAAAUAAGUUAUUCCUCAAGGCCAGAAAUGAAACUUUUAAAAAGAUACUAGUAGCGUUGCAAACACCUUACAUAAACCUUAUUAAUUAUUUACAAAAAUAUUAUGUGAUCCCAAGAGAAUAUCACGAAGAUCAUAUUAAAUUUAUCCAAAGUGUUUUAAAAUCGAAAGAAUUCAAUCAAGCUGAGAGAUGGAUUAAAGAUCAAGCCAUUUUUCCAAACAGAAAAACGAAGAAACUCAAAAAUGCAAGAAAUCUUUAUGAUUAUAGAGUUCAAUUAUUUCAAAUCACUUUUGAAGGUUCCGAUUUAUUUCUUCACGAUGACAUUCAAAAUGAUAAUUCUUGUUAUGAAAUUAUUAAAAGAAUGGGUUUUAAUUAUGUAAUAAACCAACGUACUUUUCUUGAAUGUGCGAAAGCAAUUGUAAAGUUUACAUUUGGUAAAAAACCUCCAAACAACUUAAUAUAUCGUGCUACAACUAUAGUCAACUAUCUUUAUGAUAACAUCGAUGAACUUGGGUAUUCUGAUGUAGAAUGGAAUGAUUUGAUAGCUAUACCGUUCGUUCCAACUGAAAUGUUUAUUGAACCUCCUUAUUCAUCAAAUGCAAAGGCUCCCAAAACAUUUGAAUGCUUUGUUUCAUUGUGCUUACCUAAGUAUAAAACAAUAGGCUUUACGCAAAUGGCAAUAUUUCAUAAUAAUGUAGUUCCAAGUCCUACUUCACCAAUAUUUACAAAGCUUAAGAAUUUUGGAAAACCAAGUGCCCAAAAUACUCUUGAACAUUUACGUGAAGUGGCCAUGGAAAUAAUAAAAUCUGAUCAGUGGGUGUUUGAAGGACGUCUUUUAAAAGUGAUUGUAGAUGACAUCUAUACUUCACUUGAAGAAGAAUGUAAAGAAAAUAAUCUUACAGAGUCAGAUUUCUAUGAAGGAGAACCAAUUUUUUUAAACAUAUAUCCUAAUGAAAAUAUUCUUGACGAAUCAAAUUGGAUAUCGGCAGAUAAAUUAACUAUUGGUGCUAAUCGAUUGGAUCAAAGUUUUGUCAAACCUAGUCUUGCAAAAUACGAAAAGUUAUUAUUAACUGCAGGGGCUAGCGAAAUAAAGAGACCUAACAUUUAUGAUUAUAUUCAAGUUAAACAAAAAAAUGAAGAUAAAAGUUCAAAGGCAGAAAAUUUUGCAAAAUCACUUCAACAAUUAAUAGAAGAUGAAUCCUGUAUACUUAAUGAUGUAAUAUUUUCUGCAGACGUAGAUUUUAGUCCGGAAUUACAAGAAAAGUGGAAGAAUUUUAUUAAUGAAUAUGGUGAAAUUCGUGCAAAUAGAUAUGUACUUGCAGCAGCUUCAAAUCAUUUCAAAAUUGCAUUUUCAAGAGAUUAUAGAGAUGGAGACCCACAUAAGGCAGCAAAAAUUCCUGCAUGUGAUAUUAAUCCUGAAUCAUUUAAAGUUAUGUUAAGAUAUCUAUAUGCUAUGCCACUUGAUACGGCUAUUAAUCUUACAAAAAGUAAUUCUGAUGAUAUUAGAAAUUAUGAUGACCAUAGGAUGGAUGAGGAGAUUGUUAAAGAAAAAGAAAGACAAUUAACUAUUCUAAAAGAUUUUUUGAAAGCAUCGGAUUAUUAUGAAAUAGUUGACUUGAAAAAGGAAGCGAUAGAAAAAAUUAUCAGCGAUGGUUAUGUUGAGUGUUCUAAUGCUGAUGAUCUUUUUGAAUAUGCUAACAUGCAUAAUGCUGAUUUGCUUGCUAAAUAUUGCAAUGAAUUUAUUGAAUUAAAUAGUGAUUUAAUCAAACGUGGAAGCAAACGUGGAAGCAAACGUGGAAGCAAACGUGGAAGCAAACGUGGAAGCAAACGUGGAAGCAAACAUGGAAGCAAACGUGGAAGCAAACGUUGGAGUAAACGUGGAAGUAAACGUGGAAGAAACGUUGGAGAAAACGUUGGAGUAAACGUGGAAGUAAACGUGGAAGUAAACGUUGAAGUAAACGUUGGAGUAAACGUGGAAGUAAACGUUGAAGCAAACGUUUACUUCAACGUUUACUCCAACGUUUGCUUUAAUGUUUACUUUACCGUUUACUUUAACGUUAAAGCGAACAUUAAAGCGAACAUUGAAGCGACAGUUAAAAGUCUAACAUCUGCUACUCCGUGCCCUUGUACUGCAUCUGCAGCUGUGGAGUUUGACUUACCUAAAAAAUGGAAAAGCCUUGGGUACAGCUUAAAUACUCUUAAUUAUCAAACAACUGAUUUAACGCAUCAAUCUUAA